UCCCGUUCCCUCAAUCAGACUUCCCAUCAAGAUGCUUCUCUCUCCUUUCUUCAUCUUUUUUAAUCUUAAAACUUGAGCUAAAUUCCAACAAAACCGAAACCCUAAUUCGCUAAUCGCUUUGCUUUUUUCCAUUUCCAAAUUCUAGCCUUGGUUUCAUCACUUUUUCAUUCACCUUACUCCAACACUCACAAAAAAAUGAAGAGAAAUCACCGGGAAAUCUCGGGAACCACUGACUAUAGUUGUGGGAGUGGCUCAAGGGCUGACAGUUCAAGCAUUGGUAAUUGUAUCAAAGAAAAAUUAUGGGAAGAAGAUCAUGAUGCCGGCGGGAUGGACGAGCUAUUGGCCGUUUUGGGUUACAAAGUUCGGUCCUCGGACAUGGCCGAUGUGGCUCAGAAAUUGGAAAUGUUGGAGAUGGUUAUGGGAAUUGCCCAAGAAGAUGGGAUUUCUCAUCUUUCUUCCGACACCGUUCAUUACAAUCCUUCGGAUCUUUCCGGUUGGGUUCAAAGCAUGUUGACCGAGUUAAAUGGUCCGCCAACACCGAAUCUCGAUCCCGUUUUGGUGAAUUCCGAUCCCACUUCUUCAAAUCCACAACACCAGAAACAGAAUCAAUCUCGGGUUUUUAACGAUGAUUCCGAGUACGAUCUCAGGGCAAUCCCGGGGGUUGCUGCUUACCCACCUUCGAAUUCAGAACCAGAUUCGGAAAGUACCCGGAAACGGGUCAAAACUUCAAUGAGUUCAUCUGGAUCCGAUGGAUAUGGUUCGGACUCAUUUUUUCCGUCACCUCAAGAAAAUGGAAUUCCAGGUGCUGUAACUGAGUUUUCAACUCGCCCUGUCGUCUUGAUUGAUUCGCAGGAAACCGGGGUUCGACUCGUUCACACCUUGAUGGCUUCUGCGGAGGCUGUCCAACAAGAUAAUCUGAAGCUCGCCGAUGCAUUAGUCAAGCACAUAGGCUUACUUGCCGCGUCUCAAACCGGUGCCAUGAGAAAAGUAGCUACCUAUUUUGCCGAAGCCUUAGCUCGCAGAAUCUACAGGAUUUUCCCGCAAGAUUCUCUCGACCCUUCAUACACUGAUAUUCUGCUGAUGCAUUUCUAUGAAACUUGCCCGUACUUGAAAUUCGCUCAUUUUACGGCCAAUCAAGCUAUCCUGGAAGCUUUCGCGACGGCUAACAGAGUUCAUGUUAUUGAUUUCGGGCUAAAACAGGGGAUGCAAUGGCCGGCUUUAAUGCAAGCUCUUGCAUUAAGGCCUGGUGGGCCGCCCGCUUUUCGAUUGACCGGAAUCGGCCCGCCUCAUCCGGGUAACACUGAUGCUUUGCAGCAAGUGGGGUGGAAAUUAGCUCAAUUGGCGGAAACAAUUGGUAUCGAAUUUGAGUUUAGGGGUUUCGUAGUCAAUAGUUUGGCGGAUAUGGAGGCUGAGAUGCUUGAGAUUCGCCCUCUCGAGGUGGAGGUAGUGGCGGUGAAUUCGGUUUUCGAGCUUCACCGCCUGCUUGCUCGGCCCGGUUGGUUGGACAAAGUUGUUUCUUCCAUCAAAGCAAUGAAGCCCAAAAUUCUUACUGUUGUAGAACAAGAAGCUAAUCACAAUGGUCCAAUUUUCUUAGACAGGUUUACUGAGGCUCUACAUUUUUAUUCAAGUCUUUUUGACUCGUUGGAAGGCUCAGGGGUGACGCCAUCGAGUCAAGACCUAGCUAUGUCCGAGUUGUAUUUGGGAAGGCAGAUUUGUAAUGUGGUUGCUUGUGAAGGGAUGGACAGAGUUGAACGACACGAACCGUUGACUCAGUGGAGGACUCGGAUGGAAACGGCCGGGUUCAGCCCCGUUCACUUGGGUUCCAAUGCAUAUAAACAAGCUAACAUGUUGUUGGCUCUCUUUGCUGGGGGUGAUGGGUAUAGAGUGGAGGAGAACAACGGAUGUUUAACGCUUGGGUGGCAUACAAGGCCACUUAUCGCCACCUCGGCUUGGCGACUCGGCACCACCGAGUCAGGACUAUGAGUCGACUCACGAACCGAGUUGGAUAAAACCGGUUGAAAGGAACAACGGGUUCUGUAUUUUAACGGAGUUGCAGUGUACCAGUGAAUGAAACGUGAGGGUAAUUUAAAAAAGAACAGUCCAAGUGUUUAAUAUACUCCUCGUUUGUAGUAAUUUUUUUCUUUUUUUGAAAAUAGGGUAGAAUUUCCUCUCCUUUUUUUAAUGGGAGCCUCUGUAAUUUUCAAGGUUGGAUCUAAUGUGAAGGCAUAUCCCUUGUUUAUUUUA
Hibiscus syriacus is the source of this 2244-nucleotide messenger RNA. RefSeq names its product DELLA protein GAI-like. Bases 196 to 1983 code for a protein of 595 amino acids. Gene Ontology annotation, biological process: regulation of DNA-templated transcription; jasmonic acid mediated signaling pathway; salicylic acid mediated signaling pathway. The transcript has a single exon. NCBI's taxonomy places the organism in Eukaryota, Viridiplantae, Streptophyta, Magnoliopsida, Malvales, Malvaceae. Gene Ontology annotation, molecular function: DNA-binding transcription factor activity; sequence-specific DNA binding. The record is from RefSeq and is a predicted model, not a curated record. Gene Ontology annotation, cellular component: nucleus.